Messenger RNA from Camellia sinensis, 3973 nucleotides. The record is from RefSeq and is a predicted model, not a curated record. NCBI's taxonomy places the organism in Eukaryota, Viridiplantae, Streptophyta, Magnoliopsida, Ericales, Theaceae.
AAUUGCCAUGCCAUGGGACCAUCAACAGCUCAUUGCUUACCGGUUGGAUUCGGAUGCGGAUGCGAUUGCCAAGCCUUAUCCUUAUCAGGUGCUAGAUGAGCUUUGGCCUGUGUUCAAUCCUCCAUUUGCUUGAUGCGAAUUCCAGGGCUUUCUUACCCAUUUGGGUGAUGGUGAUGGUGAUGGUGGCUGUAGAAUGUGUUUAUUGUAUGCCGGUUUCGAUUACUAUAAUAGGUGGUGUGCACGUGUAGCUAACUUUCAGGUUUCCAUCUCAUGUAAUGAUGCUGGUGAUCGGUUCCUCUAUGCAUAUCUUGAGACCCUGCAACAUUAUGAUUUUGAGAAAUUUGAUAAUCCUGCUAGAUGGAUUAAUUCUGCUUUUGUCAUGUGUGAUUAUUUGAACAAGCAUGAUGUUGAGGCUGAUAAAAGUUUAAUGGAUGCAUGUCUUUUUGGAUCAGACAGGGGUGAUUAUUUGAACAAUCACAAUGUUGAGGCUAAUGCAAGUUUCAUGGAUGCAUAUCUUGCUGGAUCAGAUGAGUGUGAUUAUUUGAACGAGCAUUAUGAUGAGACUAAUGCAAGUUUCAUGGAUGCAUAUCUUUCUAGAUUAGACGAGUAUUAUUAUUUGAACAAGCAUGAAGUUGUGGCUAAUGCAAGUUUCAGGGAUGCAUAUCUUUCUAGAUCAGAUGAGCGUGUUAAUUUGAACAAGCUUAAUGUUGAGGUUGAUGGAAGUUUCAUGUGUGUGCAUCUUUCUAGAUUGUAUAGGAAUAUGAUUGCUCCGUAAGUCUUUCCACACACAACUUCUAGUUGUUUGGGACUUCUAUAAUGAUAAGAUCUCACCUGUUGAUGAGUUUUACUCCAUGUACAAUACCGAACCCUAUUACGGAUGACAGAUUGAAACCCUUGUUGCCUUGAGCAAGUGUAGCAGCAGCUUUACCUACCUUUUGUAGUUACAAGUCCCUGGAGCCAUAUUUUGUUUUGAUCCUAGAGUGGAUAUGUAACCAGAUGGUUUUUAUUUUUGUAUUUGGUGAUAUUUUGGAACUUGGUUUGUAUUCUAUAAAUAUUAAAUUUUCAAUGGUAAAGUCCUAAACUUAGUGUUUUAUAUACUUUAUUGCUUCCUUGAUAUCCCAUGAUGUUCCAAAGUUUAGGACAUCACAAUUUGGUAUCAGACAUAUUGUUUGAUUUGGAUUUGACCAUCGCCUUGUUCGCUGUAGGCCAUGAUUGUGUCAUGUGUCUGUUCUAGGACCCAUGUAAUUCUAUGCUAAUUUUUACUUCCCACAGUUUUCUUUUCAGAGGAUGCUUCACAUUUAGUGAGUUCUUGAGUUGAGAGUUGCAUUUAGGUCCUUUAACUCUUGCAAUAGGCUUAGCUAGUGUCAUCAUUAUUUUCUGGUCACUAUGCUUAAAAACAUAUGGAUUCUUCCUACCUAAGUGUUGGGCAUCUACAUAAAUUAAAGGACAGCCAAGAAGCACGUGGGCUACAUCCAUGGGUAAGACGUCGUAGAUAAUUUUGCCUGAAUAAUUACUUAUUUAAUGGGCAUUAGAAACACUUGGAAACAGGAAAAGAUAUCUUGUCAAUCCAUGCAACCUUAUAUGACUGAGGAUGAGGUUCUAGCUGAGUUUGAAUCUAGCGACAGCUGACUUGGACACCACAUUAAUGGACCUACACCCAUCAAUAACUACCUCAUAAAUUCUAUCCUUCCAUUAAAUAAAAGUGUGACCUAGUGUGUUGCCAAUCCUUGGUAUCAGAAAGGCUGGGAGUAGUAUAUCGCAUCUUAUUAAUGCAAGCUUUGGGUUCUCAAUCGUUUUCUCAAACUCCUCUAAGGAAUCAUGGUUGACAUUUGUGCAGAUUCAAACUGACUCAAGAAUAGACAAAGAAAGCAAAUAAAUAAAUCGACAAAUUCAAACUAUUCAGAACUAAACUCACCAUACCCACCUGUUUGGAACAUUCAAAUUUGUUCAAAUUUCAUUACUCUACGUGUAUAAAUUUCAAAUUAUGAAGGGUAUCCAUUGAAGACAUGCACAUAUAAAUAUCACCUAUUAUACUAUUAAAAAAAAAAAAAAAAACACCACCACCCAGUUAGUAUAUAUUAAUGUGUAUUUGGGAGAGGAAAGAUUGGGUACACACCUAACCUUUGGCAUAGUGCACAAAGUGGUUGGCCCGGGACUCGAACUCAUAACCUAUUAGGCCAAGGUUUUACCAUUGAACCAAUAGUAUAAUAUCACCUCUUAUACUAUAAGAACCCAAAAGUCAUAAUUUUUAUAGAAUCACAACACCGCCACAAAAAUUUCUAAAAUUUCUGAAAAAUCAUUUAUAACGGUUAUACCCAAUAUGUCAUUUAUCAUGUCAAUUCCAACAUAUAAAUUCCCUAGCACUAGAAUUCCCAAAUUUAGUUCACAUUCAGUGCCUAAAUUUACCCAAACUUCAAUCCUCAAAUCAACCAUCAAAUCAAUGAUUUCACCAUAUGCAAUAACAUCCAUAGGAACUAAUAGGUAGCAUAUAACUCAACGAAGAAAGCUUAAACAUGAUGGAUCUAAAAAAAAUGCUCUGUAACUUAAAACAUGCAAGCUACUGUACUAGAACUUUUUAGAGAGAUUCUUGCCAAUUAAGAGUUUCGAAUCGAUCCUGAAACAAAAAGCCCCAAACCUUGGUUCUUCAAGAGAUUAGGAAAGUCUAGAGUUUUGAAUAUGAUUAUUGGAUAUUUUUGUGGAGAGGGAAAAUGUGGCUGGCUGGGUUUUUUAAGGCAAGCAAGCAGUGGCCGGAUGUUUUGGUGGUGACAAUGGGUGGAAGUGGUGGUGCAAGAUUGGAGCUAUAGGAGGGUGUUUGGUUGUACGAAAAUGAGAGAAUAUCAAAAGAGAGGAGAGAAAAGGAGGAAAAGUGAGAGAGAAUAUAUGCUCUGAAAAGGCAAUGUUAUAUAAACUAUCACAUUUCUCAUAAAUUAGUAAGAAAAGUUGUAAGAUUUAUUAGUUUGUUUAGUGUUUUCUACAUCAGAAAUAUCCUUCACCCUUCGGCCAUUAAUAAACAUUUGAGUUGAGGGGUGACAAAGAAUGGAUCAAGAUCUGGAGAGAAUUGACCAUUGUUGCGAGGUAGAUUUUUCUCCAUAUUCAACAUAUGUUUUUAUAAUAACCAUGAUGAUGAUCCAAAUUUGAGGUUUCACCUUUCUGAAAAAAGAAACCAAAUUAGGUCAUGAAUAGCGGUCGAGAUUUUGCUGCUGUUGGUAAUCAUACAACUGCGUCAGUUCAAAUGGUGACUGACAUUGUUCUCUGUCCUCUUCUCUGCAUCUCUUUCUUAGUUUCUCUCUCCCUCUUCUGCUUUUUCUUAAUUUCUCCAUAAACCGAAACAGCUUCUCUUUCUUGAGCCGUUUCUCUCAUCUAGCUCUGACCAACCAACUUGCCUAUAUCAAUAUAUUUUUAUUACGCCAUGGCGAAUUGCAAAGAUGCUUUGCACAAGCCAAAUGAGUUAGACAUAGCUGAUAGAUUGUAAUCUUAAAGCACAUCACACUUCCAUUAAAACAAAACACAAAGAAACAAAAAAAAUUGCUUAUAUUUCCAGCAUCUUCUAACAUGAAUGAGAAGAAUAUUCAAAACGCAAGUAGCAUAACUUUGGCUGUUUUCCUACACAUCAGUUCAUGAAGUCAAAAGGGUUAAAUAACUAACUCUGAAUGCCAAGUCUAGUAGUAUGUAAUUCUAUGGAGAGAAAAAAAAUCCGUAUUUUAUUACAUGUUUUUGUAGACAAAUUUUUGGGACUCGUAUGUAAAAAGCUUAAUGCUUUAUGUUCCUCAAUAAUCAGGGUAGUAAAUUUUUUGGUGUUGCAUAGCAUUUUGAUUUAAUUUUUUUAAACAUGUAAUUUAGUUUAAUUUGAGUUUGUAUUGUAAUCCCUAUGGAUUUGUGUUAGAUUACAUAGUUGGGAAGUACUUGUUGAUGGUUGUUUAGUACAAAUUUUGUUGUUAUGUUUUUUCAUAGAGACAACUAACUCGAAUUACAA